AUGAGCCCAGAGACCGCAGGAGCCCAGACCACCACCCGUCCCUGCCCGUCCUUGCCAAUGAUCCAUCUCGUCAGGUACGUAUUCGCACCAAGUACCUACUCCAUACCUUGGUGCUUUCCUCAGUUCCUACAGGCUGCCACCAAUCAGCCGUGGAUCGUACCUACCCUUAGACUCGACGCAGGAAGGACCAGUCCUAGGCACCUUCUACGACCCGUAGCCCGCCCGCUGUCCGUACCAACUCCUUCCCACAUUUGGGUUGACCACCAUCAAAUGUACCUACGUAUGUACUGCCGCCGCCGACUCGUCCCUGCUUCGCUGCCCUACAAACCCUGGAUGCUGCUGCCAACACUUCCUUCCUGCCAGGUCUGCACCAUCUGCUUCAUGAAUUAUUAA
This is a messenger RNA of Colletotrichum paranaense, 393 nucleotides long. RefSeq lists its product as uncharacterized. Bases 1 to 393 code for a protein of 130 amino acids. The transcript has a single exon. NCBI's taxonomy places the organism in Eukaryota, Fungi, Ascomycota, Sordariomycetes, Glomerellales, Glomerellaceae. The record is from RefSeq and is a predicted model, not a curated record.